Messenger RNA from Camarhynchus parvulus, 1975 nucleotides. It is a transcript of the gene MXD1, whose product is annotated as MAX dimerization protein 1. The transcript is spliced from 5 exons. Bases 60 to 800 code for a protein of 246 amino acids. Gene Ontology annotation, molecular function: protein dimerization activity; DNA-binding transcription factor activity, RNA polymerase II-specific; RNA polymerase II cis-regulatory region sequence-specific DNA binding. Lineage: Eukaryota; Metazoa; Chordata; Aves; Passeriformes; Thraupidae. The record is from RefSeq and is a predicted model, not a curated record. Gene Ontology annotation, biological process: negative regulation of transcription by RNA polymerase II.
GGGCGGGCAGAGGCCGCCGCUCCCCCCCGCCGCCGGUCGCGGCCCGUCCCGGCCCCGCCAUGGCCGCCCCUCCCCGCCUCGGCAUCCAGAUGCUGCUGGAGGCCGCCGAGUUCCUGGAGCGGCGGGAGCGAGAAGCCGAGCACGGUUACGCCUCGCUGUGGCCCGGCGGGAAGGACGGCGAGGCCCCGCGGCGCCGCGCCAAGGCCCGGAGGAGCGGCGGCGGCGGCAGGUCGACACACAAUGAGAUGGAAAAGAACAGGCGUGCCCAGCUCCGGCUGUGCCUGGAGAGGCUGAAGGGGCUGGUGCCCCUGGGCGCAGCGGCCGGGCGGCACACCACGCUCAGCCUCCUCACCAGGGCCAGGCUGCACAUCCAGAAGCUGGAGGACCAGGAGCGCCGUGCCCUGCACCAGAUCGAGCAGCUGCAGCGGGAGCAGCGGCACCUGCAGCGGCAGCUGGAGAAGCUGGGCAUGGAGCGGGUCAGGAUCGACAGCAUCGGCUCCAGCCUCUCCUCCCAGCGCUCCGACUCGGACCAAGGUGAGAGCCCGCCCCGGGGCGCGGCCGGGGGGCGCCCUGGCCCUGCGGGAGCCCCAACCCUCCCCGUGUCCCCGGCAGAAGAGAUGGACGUGGAUGUGGAGAGCACGGACGACCUCCCGGCCGACCUGGACUGGAGCAGCAGCAGCCCCAGCGACUCGGACGAGCGCGGCAGCCUGCAGAGCCUGGGCAGCGACGAGGGCUACUCCAGCUCCGGCGGGACCCGGGCCAAGCCGGCCGGCGGCAGGAAGCUUCCCGCGGGCGUUUAGGGAGCUCUUCCCUCGGGAUCCCGUUAGCCAGCGCAGCGACAGCGACCCCGCCAGCACUCCCUGCACGGAAACCCCCGCCCCCGGGGCACCGCCCGCUCCCGGGGCACUGCCCGCUCCCGGGGCUCCGUUUGCACCGCCUGCUCUGCUCCCGGGGCUCCGUUUGCACCGUCUUUUCCCGGGGCUCCGUUUUCUCCCGAGGCCCCGCCGGCCUCUGUGCCCGGCCUGGAGCCCCCGGGCGUGUCCCGGCAGCAGCAGCGACCUCAGGAGCCGGGCCCGGGCUGUCCCCAGGCUCUCGGUGCCCGGCGUUCCCCAUCUCCUCCAGCCUCAGGAAGAGCCGAGGGUUUUUGGGAGCAGGUUGAAGACGGAGCCGCUGCUCUGUGGAGUUCCCAUCCGCGGGGCCGGGCUGGGAGCGUUUGGGAUCGGCCUCAGUCGGGGCUGCCUUGCCCGACUCUAAACCUUCAGGGACCCCAGCGCAGCCCUGCCCGGCCCCGGAGCGUUCCUGGCUGGGCCGCUCAGAGCCCUGGGCUCCUGUGCCGCUCCUGGAGCGUGGCACGGCCUUGCAGAGCCCUGGAAUUCCCUCCCCGUCCUCUCGGGGACAGCUUCUUCUACCUCGGAGGGAGCCCGGGGCCUCUCUCCACCCCUUCAGCACAAAGAUGAUGCCUCUGCUCAGCAAUAACCCCGCGGGAUUCUCCCUCUCCCCCCGCCCGGGAUCGGUCCGGGCUCCUGGAAGGUUCCAGAAGCCGCCACAGGGAGGGGCGUUCCCAGCCGUGGUGUGGAUUCGUUCCCCAGCGCACUGGAGGAGCAUUCCCAGCCCUUUUUGCUUGUGGAGACGUGGAGAGCUCUGCUUGCAGCACCUUCCCUUUCCCCUCGGGCUGCUCCGCGGCUUUCCCAGCCCCUGGGGCCGGCCAGGCCGGGCUGAGGGGCCCGGGAGCCCUCCCGGGGCUGGCACAGAGCCCGGACCCUCUGCCGGCGCCUCUCAGGGAAUGCAGGUGCUGAAAGGCAGCGGGAUGCUCCGUGGAGUGCGAGGGGAUGGACGGGCAGCGGGAGACUCCGGUGCUUCCUUUCCCUUUCCCCUUUCCUUUCCUUUCCUUUCCUUUCCUUUCCUUUCCUUUCCUUUCCUUUCCUUUCCUUUCCUUUCCUUUCCUUUCCUUUCCUUUCCUUUCCUUUCCUUUCCU